UCUUACCGACAGGUACGUUCACCCUCGUAGUUCAUGCUACGUAGUUCAACCUCCUGGUUGAAGCCACUCCAGUUGAAGCAAAUCUCCCCCACAAUCUCCGCCCCAACCCUCAAAAUGUCCGAGCAUUGAAUUUUCCCGUGUCUCCCCGAACAAAGAACAUGUCCAUGUACCCUGUUUACUUAAAUCAUCCAGUGCAAGUGUCAUCCUCCCACGGGAGUUCAAACCCUCCAGCAAUUAAUACAAAUCGUCCAUAAUACACAACCCAAGGUAUUUUUAACACAUCCCUAAAAGCCAAUAAUCGCCAGACAACAAACUCCAUAAACAUUCUUGAGUGCAGUGGUCAAGUAAAUCCAUAAAAACCGUAGAAUUACCAUUACACCUCAUCAAGGCAACCAGGAUCGUUACCCAUCACUCGAAGAUGACAUAACCUGACACAAUAAAGUGAAAUGGACAGACAAAGCAAAGCCAAAUGAAAAUAAAUAAGAAUCAUUGAACACAUGUUUUAGGGGAUUGAGAAAGGAAAAUGGCGACUGAUGGUGAGGAGAAGAGGACUAGGAUCGUGGUGGAGACGAGUCUGGAUAGUGAGGAAGGACAUGAGGAGCCGGCGCCCAAGAGGCCAAAGAUGUCUGGAUGUCCCUUUCAACGAUCGACUGUUGUGAAUAAUUUAGCACGUGCAGACAGUGCUGGUGGAACGACUGAUAAUGGUGAUGAUAAUUAUGAGGAUGAGGGGGGAAGGGGUGAUGAGGACAGGGGGCAGGAUGAUCUGGGGAAUGAUGGUGAUGACGGGGGUGGGGAGAGUGAAAAAAAUUUGACUGAUGGCGUUAAUGGAUACAAUCAAAGCUAUCAGUCUGAUGGUGAUGAUGAUGAUCUGAGGCAGUUUGAUGUUCUUGAUGAUCUGGGGAGGAAUUCUGAUCAAGAGGGCUCGGAUUAUGAUACUGAUACUAAUGAGAGUGUGGAUUCUGAUGUACCUGAUGAGGAGAUUGAAGCUAUGCUGGAGGAAGGUCUUCCCGAGGAGUUCAAAGGAAAGAAGAAACGAAAAAACGAUUGCAGGCCUUACGAGGAGAAAGAAAAAUUGGUCCUGGAUGAAAUUGGACACAACCAUUUCGAUGUAUUACCUGAGGGUUGGGUGCAGGUGACCCACAACAGUGGAAUGCCACUAUACCUUCACAAGCAGAGUCGCGUUUGUACACUGGCAAAACCAUAUUUCCUCGGUCCAGGAAGUGUACGAAAGCAUGAAGUACCUGUUAGUGCUGUACCAUGCCUUCAAUACAAACGUGCACUACAGGAGGAGGAGGAGGAGCGGCGAAAGGAGAAGGAACGUGAGCCAACAGCUGAUGCUUGCACACUGCCAAGUGCUAAGAUUGAAACAAUUCAGGAGAAUUUAGCAGCACACUCACUAGACAGCGAACAAUUGCGAAAUUAUUGUCAGAAUAUCUUCAGGUUCAAAGCAAUCAAGGUAAUGAGAUUUCAAUCGUGGUCAGCAAGGAGAAAAUUUACGAAGAAUAAGAAGCACAGAAAACAAUUGGAGAGACCAACACUGCCAGAUGGUACAAAAUUAAUAACAUUUCCGAUUGGAAGUGCCAAUUCAACGAGAAAUGGCAGUCCUGGAGCUGGGGAUGAUGCUGGAGGACAACGACCUGCUAAACACUGGAUUAUGAAUCCCUCGGGGAAGAGUUCUGUUUGUAUUUUGCAUGAGUAUGUUCAACAUGCUCUGAAAAAACAGCCAACGUAUAAAUUCAAGGAAUUAGAAAAUGCUGCCACCCCCUACUCUGCAGUUGUUUGCAUCAACGACAUGGAAUAUGGAAGUGGUUUUGGAAGCAGUAAAAAACAGGCGAAAACCGAUGCUGCCCGAAAAACCCUGGAAAUAUUGAUUCCCCAGAUGAGAGAUAAAAUAUCAGGCGAAACAACUAGUGACAGUGCCGCUAAUACUGGACGAACAACGAAAGCCUCGAGGGGAAAUUCCGACGCUGAUCUCUCGUUUUUCGAUGAAAUAUCAAUCACUGAUCCCAGAGUUGCUGAAUUCUGUGCUAAGACAACUGAACCAUCGCCACAUGCCAUUUUAAUAACAUGUUUACAGAGAAAUUUUGGCCUAGGCGAUAUGCAUAUUAAUUACUCGGUUAAUACACUUAAACAUCAGAGGAAUGAAUUCACUAUGAAAGUGGGGAAACACGAGGCCACUGUGAUAUGUAGAAAUAAAAAAGAUGGAAAACAAAGAGCUGCUCAGGAGAUUCUCCAGCGUCUCCAUCCCCACAUAACAUCCUGGGGUUCACUUCUCCGUUUGUACGGUUCGCGCAGCGUAAAAUCCUUCAAAGAGAAAAAACAACUGGAGCAGGAGAUAACAUUGCUCCAGGGUAAAGCUGCUGUAAAUCAGCCAAAUCAUGCGAUUCUUGGGAAAUUACGACAGGAGAUGAAAAAAUUGUCAGAACAACAUCAGUCCAUACAACCCAUUGGUAAAUUCGUACCACCCGACCUGCCAACUGGAUCUGCUGCCAAUCUCAACAAUGUUGAUCUGUAGAUGAUGAUCGAUUAAUUAAAUUAUUUUUUUGGAUAUUAGCCGAUUGUCACUGGAAAGGAUGUGGUAGUGCUGAUGAAUGAAUUCGAUAAUUUUAAGGGAAUCAUGUGGUAAUGAGCAGCCAAAUGGCUCUAACUGAAAUUUUUUCGAUAGAUCGAUAAGAAAAUAUGAUGUAAAGUCGAUUUAAGCGUAACAGCAUGCCAUGAAUCUUCGUAAUCCUUGACGAAGGAUUUAUACUGGUUAUGAAUGUACCAAAGGAUUUCAUUUCCACUUGAGAAUUAUGUUUAUAUUUUUAAGUUAAUAGUAAAGGGGUAGAACAUUCAUUCGUUAUUGAUAAUUUUUUGCUUUUGGAUAUCGUUUGGAGUUUGACAUCUUAAUCAACAGUAAUUAUGAUGAAAAUAAUGACGAUAUAUUUUUAAUUAACAAUUCACAAGUGACAAUUAUUGUGAAUUAGUUUAUUUUCUUUGAAAGAUUUAGGGAGGGGGGUAUAAUGAGCAAAAUGAAGUGAACUCAUCUCGUUUAAUUACUUCUCUAUUGAAUUACCUGUGGAUUAUGCAAAAAAUAUUCGAAAUAAUUCAUUAACUUUCUCACUAUCAGGUCAAAUUACUUCUGUAGCUUGAAAUUUCGAUACGAAAAAAAAUCGUAAGGAUGAAAAAUAUGUAGCUAAUUUUUUUAGAUAAAUUUUUCGAGAUUGUUUAUUUAUGAUAGUUGUUUGAUAUGUUCUACCGCUUUGCUACUGAAUUUAUGUUAACAAAGCUACCAUAUCCUUGAUGCGCUUAGACCCAAGAUUCGAGUCUUGUAUAGCUGCCAAUACUAGAAUUUCUCAUCAAGACUGUAUUAAUUAAGUUUUAUUUAUUAUUCUCGGCGAAAAAAAAAAUGGUGUUAGAAUUCUCAGAAUCAGAUCAUGUUGAUAGAUUAUAGACAAUUUUAUAUAAUAACAAUUUAGUACAACUUAAGGAAUUGUAAAUACUGCCUUAUGUUCACUCUUUCGUUGUUGCAAUGAUUUUCAUUUUUUGAAGAAUGUUCGUCGAAUAGUUUAUUUCUGCGACAAUUUUUUUUUUGGUUUCUCUCGUUACAAUAUUUUCAAAUUCGUAGGUAUAUAAUAUUGCAUUAAUAGUUAUAUUAUAUACAGUUAAAAACUAUAUUUUCACUGACUCUUCGGCUCUGUUUGACGUAUUCACUGGAGUCUACAGACAUUGUAACAAGUGUUAAAACACAUCCAAAGAAAAUAUUUGGUUUUUCCAAAAAAGUACGGCCAGGUUUUUUUUUUUGCUAAUUAGAUUGACACUGAUAUGCAUUUUUUUGUCUCAGGCCAAUAGAUUGGUUUACAUUUUCAAUUGAUAUCAAAUUAAUGUGUCAAUAUUUCUAGAAAUAAUUGCUAUGGGUCCUGUGUCAGAUAUAUUUUUCUUUCUGGUCAAUUUUUAUAUCAAACGAUCGAUAUUAAACGAUUUAUGCUUUCAGAUAAGUCAUUAAUUCUUUGGAAUGUCAACUGAGAAAUGCUCUUUAGUAAAUAAAUGCUAAAUAUUAGCAUUUCCGGAUCGUCGAUAGAUUAAAAAAUUCUAAAUUCAAAAUUAUAAUUAACGGUCCUUUUGGUCUAGUCGUCUCACACUAUAGAACCGACUAUUUGGAAUCUCGUAACAAUGUCUACAAUAGUUUCUUUCAAUGUUCUUCUCGUCGUUUGAUCGGCUAAAUCUACGGUAAUAUGACAACUCUUUGAUAAAAAGUCUUUGCAUUUGAAUAUCUCGAAAUCUCGGAUAAACUUGAUUUUUUUUUUUCAUGAGAGGAGGUGGCUCUUAAAGUGGCUCUACCCUCAGGUCGAUAUUUUAUCCAUCAGAUUCGCUGGUUGUGAAUAUAUUCAGUUGCCCAGUUUUUCAAAUUAUUGCAUGAGUCAAAUUCAGAUUUUAGCUGCGUUAAGUUGCCAUUUUUUCACUUUUUUUGAAUAAACAAAAGAUAAUUAAAUCGAAGAAAAAUUGUAAUUUCAAAUGUGAUCGAGUUUUCUGGAAAUUUUGUGGCGUUUUCGAUCAUUUUUGAAUUUACGAAAAGGGUAGAGCCACUUUAACGAUGUCCUCGGUGAAGUUGAAAGUGAAAUUUGGAAUGGAAUUAAUAAAGCUUUUAAUAUGAGGUAUUAAAAAAAGGUAUUAAGGAUAUC
Messenger RNA from Diachasmimorpha longicaudata, 4661 nucleotides. RefSeq names its product microprocessor complex subunit DGCR8 (gene pasha). Gene Ontology annotation, molecular function: identical protein binding; primary miRNA binding; double-stranded RNA binding. The record is from RefSeq and is a predicted model, not a curated record. The transcript is spliced from 6 exons. NCBI's taxonomy places the organism in Eukaryota, Metazoa, Arthropoda, Insecta, Hymenoptera, Braconidae. Gene Ontology annotation, cellular component: microprocessor complex. Gene Ontology annotation, biological process: primary miRNA processing. The coding region runs from base 524 to 2515 and encodes 663 amino acids.